Penicillium oxalicum is the source of this 171-nucleotide messenger RNA. RefSeq lists its product as uncharacterized. Bases 1 to 171 code for a protein of 56 amino acids. Lineage: Eukaryota; Fungi; Ascomycota; Eurotiomycetes; Eurotiales; Aspergillaceae. The record is from RefSeq and is a predicted model, not a curated record. The transcript has a single exon.
AUGAUAAGAUUACUUGAUAGGUACAUACAUGCCAACCGUGAUGUGGAUCGCGAGCACGCGGAACGUGGCUUUGUUUUUAGUCCAAUUUUUGUGUCUGUUUUUAGUGAGGGUCCAUGGUGUUCCCGCCUGGUGUGGAUCGGUUUGGAGGAUGACGAUUUCGGAGGGUAUUGA